ACAGAACUCGCGUUUAUAUGUUCGAGUGAACAUGGUGACUUCAGUUAGUCGGUACUAAAGGCCUGUUAAUUUACUUCUUCUUUAUACGCUUAUCCUGGCCUACGGGAAACUUAAUAUUUACUGCCUAAUAUAUAUAUUCGGGAACUACUGGCAAUAACGUCGAAUAAAACGGCAGCGAUAGUUGACGGUGACGUUAGCGUCUGCUUAUAACCAAUGACAAAGCGCUUGAGACUGGCUUGUUAUCAGCUAGCUGGUUAACGCCGACAUUUUGCAGCAUAUUUAUCAUUAACGUUACUUAAGAGUCGUUUAUGUUUUGUAAUAAUUUUAAGUAGUUUAUGUUUGUAGCCAAUUGGGAUCAUAUUAUCUUAUCAUUAUUCAGUAUAAUUAGCUGGAUAAGCAAAGUUAGCUUUAGGGAGGCUAUCAACUGACAUCAGAAAGCCGUGUGGCCCUCUCAGGCCUUUGUAAAAUAAAAAAGAAGCUCCUCCAGUUUCACAAAGAGUCAUCAUAUGUUGACUGAAAACAGAAAACGGCAGCGCUGCUGUGCUGAUGAGGAGAACGGUCACCUGGUGCCCCAAGCCAAAAGGCCGAGCAGAGCUCACCCCCUCUCCCCUGUGCCAGGGCGGGAUGCCUGGGACUCUGAGUCUUCCAAUAGUGAGAGCAGCACCAGCAGCAGCGGCAGCAGCGGGGGCGGCAUCAGCAGUCCAGAACAUGCAGCGGGCAGUCAGUGUGUUGUGGGCCCCUGCAGUCCCCUCAGCUCUUCAGAACUCCUCGGCCCAACUAGCCAGGUGUCAUAUCUGCAGAUCAACCGCAUCCUCAAGGAGGCCCACUUCCAGAGCCUGCAGAGCCGAGGUCACCUCAGAGACACAUGAUGCAGUAACGGCCCUCUUCCACCCGCCAAAGGACUGAGGAUCUGAAACAUAUCACAGCAUCACAUGCUGAAACACCUCUCUCAGCUCCUCCCCACUUAUCUCCAGUUACUGUGGCAUCUCACCACGCUAUACAUAUGUGUGUGAAGGUCAGCCUCUGGUUAGGUAUAUGGGGAUGGUUUAUCUGUCAAAAAAAUCAAGAUGAUUUUCAGUUGAGCAAUAAUUACUCUGAGAACUGUGAUUAACUUAAAACCUAUUUUUUAUCAGCUUAUGUUGGGAUCGGUCUGGUUUACUUGCUGCUCUGAGAGCCUUAUUAGAGUGACUGAUCUGAUUGGUAGAGAAACCUUGUGCUUUGUCUUAAAUGCUGCCAAAGCAGCACCAAAUACCAUUUUAGGCCAGUAAUGACUUGUUUAGUCCUACAGUGAGACACAUGGGUUGGAUAAUGCUGGAUUAGAUUUCUGUAAGAACAUGGACCAGUCUCAGGGAGAAUAUGCACUUGUCUAAGACUGCUCAUUUGCUUUUAUAUUAGACAUGGACUCUUUUAGAAGAAACUGAAUGAUCCAUUAAACGUUGGUGUGGGUGCUAGGUUUUCCCCACUCCUAUUUAGUUAAGAAAUAUUUAUUCGAAAUUGUUGUAUAGAUAAUAGCUAUUUGUAAUUAAUUAGCUAAUAGCUAAUUGUUGAGGAGUCAGGUUGUAGAAAAUAGGAUCGGAUCUAAGGCAGGGCCAUACAUUUUAAAACAUUUCAUAGCACUCCCAGGACAGAGAAUGUUUGGUUGCUAUUCCGAAUAUUUCAUUAGCAAUUACACUCAGCGUUAAAUCCUUCCAUUCAUUCUCUGUAUUUGACUAGUAGUAUAAUAACUGCAUUAGAGUAAAUUCAGCUACUGGUGCAGAUAAUGGUAUGAUUGUUAGAAUAUUAUUUAGUUUCGUUGUUUCUAAAGUUCACAUUUCUCCGUGUUUGUCUUAUUUGUUGUACAAAAAUACAAUUUGGUGAAAAUUGACACAACAAACAAUUUGACUGUGGGGAAGGUAUCCACAUUAUAGAACAAAAAAACAUCUGACAAGUGUAAAAGCACCAAUUUUGCACGUCAGUCAUAUAGUUGACAUGAAGAAUUGAACUAUUUCCAAGAGAGACAAAGUUCCAUAUACUUAUUAAAGGGGUGUUUUGCCGGUGACAGUUAUCCGCUGACAGCUUAAUCCUGAAGAUGAAGUAGUGUCGAGUGAAGUUUAUUUAAUUUGUGUCAAUUACAGAUAAUAACCUAAACUUGUUUUCUUUUUAAUGAGAAAAUAGGGUGAUUAAUGUGGAAUCACAACAGUUCUGAUAUUAAAUAAGGCCAUACAAAGGAAUAAAGAGCAUGAUUGCUUUGGUGAUUAUGUUAAACACAUGAGUAUAUCUACUGUCUGAGCCUUCCCACAACAUCUCAAAGAGAAAACAAAACAGUGUCAAGAUCUGUGAAAGCUGAGGUAGCCAGAAAAGGACAUUUAAACAGGUCAAUUUGAAAAUAUUUCUCUCUUGCUGCCCUCCAAACCUUCAGAUGCAUACAGGCAUAUGAAUGUAAAGUUUGCUUUGACAAUAUAACGAUGCAUGCUUUAAUCUGCUCAUUUUCAGACUAAUCUGCGCGCUUCCCUUUUGGUUGCUUUUCCAGUGUCGGCAUCUUUUAACCAAUGCUGCAAAAGCAACUUAUCCUUAACGAUAACACUGCCUUAAGUGGGAAAGUACAUGUCAUAGAGUAGCGAAGAGGAAGCCAGGCUUUGAUUGAUCAGAUCUUUUUUUCAAGGGGAUUGGGGGGAAUUAAAGCCUGAAAUCGAGCAAUUGGGGAGCUCGUAGUAGUCUAUGUAGCCUAGAAACCGGUUGAAGGAAAAAGCUAAUUAUUUAAGUGUAUCGGCCUCCCAUCAAAAUAGAUUUCCAUCUGUCCUGGCAAGUGUUUGGCAAAUGAUUCCUUAAUCUUAGCAGGGGCAGGUUUGAUAUGGCUGUCCAGUAAAACACCAUUGGGGUAUUUUGGAAAGAACCACCACAGCUGAAGUGAACACCUUCACAGUCAAUGUUUGUGUCAGUAGUUACAUUUCCUUUGUUGAGCCUUUUGCUUAAAUUGUUCUGCCUCAGGACCAUGUCACACAUUUUGUAGCUGUAAUUUGCCGUUGGCUUGUCAGAUCAUACGAAGUGACAUUUUCGUCAGUUCCUGCUGAUAACACCCAUCAGCAGUUGAAAAAUAAAUUAAAAAAUGAAAGCUUUCAGACUAAUUUGUGCAAUUGUCACACAGUUGAGGCCACAAGUUUAAUUUCAGGCCAGUUGGAACACAAUAUGGUGAAAGAUUGUCAUAGAAUGUGUGCCCUGUUAUGCCAAAAAUAUUACUGCAUACUCCAGCUUUAACUACAACUUUCCACAUUUCAUGCUUUCUCAGCCUUUAAUGUUUGUGUGGGACUGCUGUGGUGUUGAUGCAUGUAGGAACAAGCAGAUAUUUCUGUCAAGAAGGAGUUGCAUUCCACAGGCUUGGAUUGCAAUAUUAUUGGAUUCUCUGAAACGCUGUUUUAACUGCAGACAAGCUUCCUGGCUUGCACAAUAACAUUCAAUGGUUGCUGAGUGACUAUCCCUGUGCACAAAAAAUCCUGAUGUAAGGUAAUAUGGCGCCUUCUCUUUAAGCAGGACCGGUAGACCCGAAAGUAGUUUGUUUAUUUUUAUUUUUCUAAAUCAAUGUGUCAAAAUGAAUAGACUUUGGAGAUGUGGUUUUAUUUUUUUUAAUUACAUAUUUUUUGUAUUUAGAAAUAUACUUUAUUAAUGUGACAUGGAUCUUUUUUUUUUUGGGUGGACAUCCUCUUAUUUUAAAAUAAAACUAGAUUUUGAA
Messenger RNA from Menidia menidia (Atlantic silverside), 3706 nucleotides. The record is from the annotation of a GenBank genome assembly. NCBI's taxonomy places the organism in Eukaryota, Metazoa, Chordata, Actinopteri, Atheriniformes, Atherinopsidae.